GCACUCGCUCUGCUAUGGUCGGGGCCUUUUCUUGGGCGACCCCACCGUGGGUGGAGAGAGGAGGCGGGCAGCCCCGGAACAGAGCGGGCGGUGGCCUCCCAGGAUGUAUCCGUCUCUACUUGCUCUCUGCUCCUCUCCUCUUACCUCCCCUUCCUUACCUCCGCGCCUAAAACGGGGCCGGCGCCUUUAAGAGGGAGCGUCGGUUCCCCGGGGGCGGGAACCCCUCGGCAGCUCGCGAGGCGGCGGCGCUCGGCCGCGAUGCUCCUCACUUUCUGCUCCAGCUCCUGCCCUCGCCGCCGCCGCCGCCGCCGCCGCCGCCUCCUCCUCCAGUUUCUCCUCCGCUGCCUGGAAGCCUCAUUCUGGGCCGUGGAGGAGAGAAGUGCAAUGUCAGGAAAGUUCCGGGAGGGACUGGAUGGGGCCAUGCUCCCUGCUCUCUUCCGUCGGCGCCCGCGCGCUGCGCUUUGUAUGAGAGUUACACAGAGAGAGGACUUGCAUCUGAUGGUUUGCUCCCCAAUUGACCGCAAUGGCUGGAGCUGCGCUGAUCCGAAGCCAGGAGCCAGGAGCUUCCUCUGGGUCUCUCACGCAAAAGGACUCCUGUGGAAGAUGGAACUCCUUGUCCAUUUUCCAGAAUGUGUUUCGAAGCCUGUCAAUGGAACCUGACACUGCCAUUCUGUUUUGAAAUGCUUGAAGAACCCCCACAUCUCUGCGUGUACCUUCCAUCCUGAAGCCAUGGUCUUCUCGGCAGUGUUGACCGCAUCCCACACUGGGACAUCGAACACGACGUUUGUAGUCUAUGAGAACACCUACAUGAAUAUCACAAUCCCUCCGCCGUUUCAGCACCCCAGCAUCAGUCCACUGUUUAGAUACAGUUUUGAAACCAUGGCUCCCACUGGUUUGAGCUCCUUGACAGUGAAUAGCACGGCUGUGCCCCCAACACCAGCAGCUUUUAAGAGCCUCAGCUUGCCUCUCCAGAUCAUCCUUUCUGCUAUAAUGAUAUUUAUUCUCUUUGUGUCUUUUCUUGGGAACUUGGUUGUUUGCCUUAUGGUUUACCAAAAAGCUGCUAUGCGAUCUGCAAUUAAUAUCCUCCUUGCCAGCCUGGCUUUUGCAGACAUGUUGCUUGCAGUGCUAAACAUGCCCUUUGCCCUGAUAACUAUUCUUACUACCAGAUGGAUUUUUGGGAAGUUCUUCUGUAGGGUGUCUGCUAUGUUUUUCUGGUUGUUUGUGAUAGAGGGAGUAGCCAUCCUGCUCAUCAUUAGCAUCGAUAGAUUUCUUAUUAUAGUCCAGAGGCAGGAUAAGCUAAAUCCGUAUAGGGCUAAGGUUCUGAUCGCAGUUUCUUGGGCAACUUCCUUUUGUGUAGCUUUUCCUUUGGCUGUAGGAAAUCCUGAUCUGCAGAUACCUUCCCGAGCCCCCCAGUGUGUGUUUGGGUACACAACCGAUGCAGGUUACCAGGCUUAUGUGAUUUUGAUUUCUCUCAUUUCUUUCUUUAUACCUUUCUUGGUUAUACUGUAUUCGUUUAUGGGCAUACUCAACACCCUUCGGCACAAUGCCUUGAGGAUCCACAGCUACCCUGAAGGGAUAUGCCUCAGCCAAGCCAGCAAACUGGGUCUCAUGAGUCUACAGAGACCCUUCCAGAUGAGCAUUGACAUGGGCUUUAAGACGCGUGCCUUCACCACCAUUUUAAUUCUCUUUGCUGUCUUCAUUGUCUGCUGGGCCCCGUUCACCACUUACAGCCUUGUGGCAACGUUCAGUGAGCACUUUUACCAUAAACACAACUUUUUUGAGAUUAGCACUUGGCUGCUUUGGCUCUGCUACCUCAAAUCGGCAUUGAACCCAUUGAUCUACUACUGGAGGAUAAAGAAAUUCCAUGACGCCUGCCUGGAUAUGAUGCCCAAGUCCUUCAAGUUUUUGCCGCGGCUCCCUGGUCACACAAAGAGAAGAAUACGCCCUAGUGCUGUCUACGUGUGUGGGGAACAUCGGACGGUGGUGUGAAUAUUGGAACUAAUUGACAUUUGGGGUGAUGGUUGUUUUUAAUUGACUUAGUUUUGUUCCACAUGGCUCUCCACUUAUAUUGUUUCUAAUAGAGUUGGUGUGUGUAUGUGUGUGUGUGUGCAUGGGCAGUGUAAAAAAUGGUGAUUAGUUACAAUUCUGUUAACAAUACACAAUAAGAAAGUGAUCACAAAUGAUACCUCCAAGAUUCAAGAGAAAUCCUUGCUUUAGAUUGGGGAGAUGGGUUUUUGUUAUUUGAUUGAUUUUGGUUUUGUAGUAAGAAUCAGGAUUGUGCUUUAUUGAGCCUGCAGUUACAUUGACUUGUAGGUGUUUUGUAUGCUGCUAAAAUUAUGCUUAGUUGAAUUAUCAAUUCUUUUCUGGAAGACAUUGCUGCUUUUUGCCAUCACAUUGGAGCCAAACCCUUCAUCUGUCUCAGUUGAUAAAUAGUUUCAUUUUACAAGGUAACCCAAGGAGGUUAGUGACAUUUUAAAGGUCAUUACUAUUUACUUUGGUGCACUUUAAGAAAUGAUGUAUAAAUUCAGUCAUUUUUCAGAAUUGUUUUUAUACAUGACAUACUGUGCUUCAGGAAACAUGUGAAUUAGCAUUUCUAGGAAGAUAGUUUUUAAAAACAUUUCAUCUAUGUGUAUAGUUUUAAAGGCGAGAACAUAAACAUAUAGAAAAUUUUCUGAGCACAAUAGUGACUUUUCAGAGCAACAAGUCAAAACUGAGGAGACAGGGAAGCCUUGAAAAUUUAAAAGGCGAACGCAGCCACAGGGUGAUCAGGCCACGGUGAUUCCUCUUUCUUAAGGAUUUUUUUUGCCAAGAGUAGUAGAGAGAAGGAGACACUGCUACCACUGGUGGACACCUACCAUGUGCCAGGCACUGUAUGUUAUAUUGUCCUCAUGGCAUCCUGUGAGGUAGGAAUUAUUUUUUCUUUUUACAGAUGAAGAAAGUAAAUCUCAGAGGGACUAAAAUCUUGCCCAAGAUUAACAGUGGAGCUGAAACUCUCUUGUAAUUCUGAGACUGUACUGUUGCACUGUGUCACUAGACACUCAUUCAGUUUAGCUGUGUAUCCUUUAAUUUCUUUAGACUAAAAUCAUAUUUUUACCAUCUCAAAGUCUGGAAAAUAGAAAAGAAAAAUCACUAAUAAAUAUCAUGUAAAGUGGAACUUUAAAAUCUUAGAUAAAUAAGACUAUAAAGGUAAUCAGGUUUAUUAUUUUUUUUUAAUUUGCAAAACAAGUGUCUGACAGUUACCGAGAACUUAACUAUAAUUGUCCGCAGAUCUUGCCCUCAUGGAUUUGGAGGUCUCCAGCUGUCCAGCUGUGUAGGUUCUAAAUGUUCUGGGCAGAACAGCAUUGCUGCCCUCAGUGCCUGCUCUAACAGAGCUGGAGUUUGUGAAUGUGCUCAAGAAGUGUCUCUUACAGGAAGGGAAGAUAAACCCUGGUUUCAGCCCACAGCAGGUUUUAAUAUAGGGCAGGUCUAGGACUUCAAACUACUUUUCUCUGCUGACUAUCUGCACCUCAGGUAUAUCCAUGGUGUUUAGUCAGCUUUUCUCUGUCACUACUGGCAUAGGGAUGGGACUGCAGACGUAGGCCAGAUGGCCAGAGAGUAUUAUCUCUUGGCUACAGCAUGGGCCAAAUAGGCAAGUGAAAUCAUGGAUUAAUAACAUCUAUUGAUGAUUUUAAUGCUUUGUAGCCAAUGGAAGAAAAAAAUAACAAGCAUUUGCUUCUUCUGUUGUAAAACCAGAGAGUUGGAUUAGACGGAUCUCCAAGGUCCUGGCCAACUCUAAUGUGCUUUCCUCCAUAUGAGAGUUCAGAUUUUUAAAGCGCUCAGCUGUCAGCAUCACUCUUUGGUCUCCAGUAUUACUUCUUUACAUUUUAGUUCAUUAGGUUUUUUUUUUUUAAUGAAUAUCUGAAGAGUGGAAAGUUCAUGGCAAGUAUCAAGAAAGUUUGGUGAUACGUGAAAGGCCUAGGAAACUGCUCUCAAGGCAAUUGCAAUUAUGUUGGAACUCCAGCAUACUGCUCAACUUGCUGUUGAUUGUCACCUACCUCUUUAAUUUCCAAUUUAUAUUAUUCACAGGUAAAAUUGCUUUUGUACAUAGGGAUCUUAUAGGAAUAAACACUAUCGUAGAUACUAGUGGCAUGUUAUGGUGUGUUUUGCUUUCCAUUGUCAAUAUAAACUGGAUUUCAAGCAGAUAGUAAUAAGGAUAUUUGAGAUUAGACUUUCUCUGAAGAGAGUCAGCAUGAUCUGUAAUUCAUCUUACCCUUUGGUAGGUCUUGACUUCUUUUGUGCUUGGAUUUGAAACUGAGUUUUGAUUCCUCUUGUUUGCUGGAUGCUACUACUUUGCUGCUGCUGAGUAGGCAGUGCCUCACUUGGUGAGAACUCCCAAGUGCUUGCUGAAUUCUCAGUGCUUGUGAAAGAAGACUAGCAAGGGCUUUUGUGAGGAUUCAGCAACAACACUAUACACUGGAUGAUCUUGGUGACAGUUUACAAAUCAUUUUGGACGUUUUUAUUAUGUAUACACUUUGAAAACUUUUAAAACAAAGCACUACAGUGCACCUUCAAGAAAUUUAGGUGCAAAAUUGCUUGUUGCCUAUUUCUCCAUAUUUUCUUGAUGGAAAAUAAAUACCACUAAUUAUCACUGCUGAGUGAUAAUCAGGAAUUUGCUGUUGUUUUUUGCUUUUCCUUCUGGAUAAUAAGUAAGAAGCAUGAUAGAGACAUAUAUUUGUGGUUUAAAAAAAAGGCUAGAGAAGUUCCAAACAGUCUGGAAUAGAGGUACUUAAACUUUAAUGUAUUUAAGUGUCUCCAGGGGAGUUUGUUAACAGUACACAUCCCUGGUCCCUCAGAUGGUCAGCAUUUGGGGCGCUCCACCUGAUUCUGAUUCAGGUAUUCCCUUGAGCACACUUCAAGAAACAUGCUUGUAGAAAAUAUAUACAUUUAAAUAUUGUCUGUUUUAUCCCACAACAUUUGUUUUGUGUCAGAAAGCCAUUAUCUCGUAGUGCAUGAGUAAUCCAUGUUGAAAGGAACAUCCACAUAUAUUUGUGCCUUUUGGCUGCCACAUAUGAGUGCUGGGUCUUGCCAGUGUUAGCUUUACUUUCUUUCAGCUGGCAAAAUUCUGAUGAACUAUACAGUUUCACAGUGGAGCAAAAAAGGUGUCUUCAUAAUUGAAAGUCAUGACUUCUGAGAGUCUAAUCACUCUACGAUUUUUUUUUUCUCUUAGAGACCUCUUUCUAGGAACCUUCUUUAUUGUUUGUAAUUUUUCUGAAGAGUCUGAGGGAAAUGUAAAGAUGCAUUUAACUCCUAUUGCUCUGUUUAUGCCAGUUGUGUUCAAUGGAAGCAUGAAGUAAAAUAAAAUAACCUUUUUGCUCUAUGUAUUUCUGUUGCUGAUAAAUAUAUUUAAUUUUUUCUUGUUUACAUUAAAUUAUUUGUAUCACAGAAGAAUUUUCACUUGCUUGAUAUUUUAUUCUUCCAUGAUUUUAGUUUAAAAAUUGCUAAGUUCAAGUUCAUUUUCACAACCAUAGUCCUGCUAAACUGCCUUCAUUGAAAACUCAGUUUUUAUAAUAAAUAAAAAUAUCAAAGCACAUGUUUGUUAUUGCAGGUGAAUGGUAAUAAAUUUCUUAAAGAUA
Molecule: messenger RNA, 5612 nt
Organism: Oryctolagus cuniculus (rabbit)
Lineage: Eukaryota; Metazoa; Chordata; Mammalia; Lagomorpha; Leporidae
Gene: GPR63
Product: G protein-coupled receptor 63
Biological process (GO): G protein-coupled receptor signaling pathway
Cellular component (GO): membrane
Molecular function (GO): G protein-coupled receptor activity
Source: RefSeq, a predicted model, not a curated record